Messenger RNA from Papilio xuthus (Asian swallowtail), 1898 nucleotides. It is a transcript of the gene TH1, whose product is annotated as negative elongation factor complex member TH1. NCBI's taxonomy places the organism in Eukaryota, Metazoa, Arthropoda, Insecta, Lepidoptera, Papilionidae. The record is from RefSeq and is a predicted model, not a curated record. Gene Ontology annotation, biological process: negative regulation of transcription elongation by RNA polymerase II. Gene Ontology annotation, cellular component: nucleus; NELF complex. Bases 132 to 1859 code for a protein of 575 amino acids. The transcript is spliced from 12 exons. Gene Ontology annotation, molecular function: RNA binding.
UCAAAUUAAAUAAAAGUAACAAAGUGGUGUUGUAAAAUUCGGAAAUAAGUAAAUAUUUGUUAUUUUUCAAAUUUAUUCCUAUUAAAAAUCCUAAAGAAGUGAGAUAAUUUGUAAUCACAUAAUAGCUGACAAUGCCUAGUCAAUAUGAAGAAGAACGUGUUUGGGAGGGAUCAAACCACAAUCAGUACGAAGAAGAAGGUGGAGAAGAUGUUAUUGACAAUCCGGAAGAAGUGCUUCAAGAAUGUUUGGAAAAGUUUAAAACACCCGACUACAUCAUGGAACCCGGCAUAUUUGGCCAGCUAAAACGGUACUUUCAAGCUGGAGGGAAUCCUGAGCAAGUUAUUGAACAAUUAUCAAUAAAUUAUAACGGCGUAGCUCAAAUGGCAAAUUUGUUAGCUGAAUGGCUUAUUCUUGGUGGUGUCAAAGUGACGGAAGUACAAGCCAUGGUGGAAAAUCACCUUAAGGAUAUGAUUUUAAAGACAUUUGAUCCCAAAAAAGCUGACACAAUUUUCACUGAAGAAGGUGAAACACCAGCAUGGUUAACAGAAAUGAUUGAACAUCCAACAUGGAGGUCUUUAAUAUAUAGGCUGGCUGAAGAAUAUCCUGAUUGCCUCAUGUUGAAUUUUACUAUUAAGCUUAUAUCAGAUGCUGGUUUCCAAGGAGAAAUCACCAGCAUAUCAACUGCUGCACAACAAAUAGAAGUGUUUUCAAGAGUUCUCAAAUCGUCUAUUGUGGGAUUUCUUCAGAGUUCUGAUGACUGGCAGAAUAGUGUAAAUGAAUGUGCUAAAAUGGUUUGCCAUGGAGCUCAAACAUAUGUGUACAGCCAAGUUAUUGUUCACAUUUUAUCACAAGAGCCAAGAGGUGGGGCAAUUAUGAAGAGACUGGCACAAGAGAUUACUCGGUGUGCACAACAAAGCGGUCAUGAUGUAACUCCAAUCACCCUAGCGCUGACACCAGGCGAGUCAUGGCGAGGCGCACGCACUGCGCUUGCCGCCAUGUUGUCACGUGAUGCACUCAACCCUGCUGAUAUAUCGGUACUAUUCCGCGCCUACACGCAACCUGAACCGCCGCCGGUGCAUUUGUUAAGAAUACCACAGUUUCUAGAACUGCUUGUGGACUCCUUGUUUAAAUCAGGUUCCAAGUUAAAUCCUGAGCACAAAUCAAAGUAUAUGUAUUUACUAGCAUAUGCUACAAGUGUUUGUGAAGGAGUGACUCCGGGCAGACCUAUUAAAGAGGAGUUGAAAGCCACAGUACAAGCAAUUGAAAAGAUACACACAGUAUGUAGCAGUUCUGCUAGCUCAAGUGAACUUAUUGCAGAAUUACCUACACUGUAUCAUUGUAUCAGAUUUCCCGUUGUUGGAAUGGGUGUUCUUGUGUGGGUAGAAUGUGUUGUGACAGAACCUUCCUACUUCAAGCUGUGCACAGAACAUUGUCCUGUACACUUGGCAUUGUUAGAUGAAGUGGCUUCCUGCCAUCAAUUACUACAUCACAGGCUAUUGAGAUUGCUCAUACAACUUUUUGAAUCCCCACAAGAUGAACUGGAAAUUUUAGUACAGUUGGAAUUGAAGAAAAUGCUUCUCGAUCGAAUGGUUAAUUUGCUGAGCCGCGGCUGCGUAGUGCCCGUGCUCAGAUACAUCAAACAGUGUUGGCAGCGUGGUGAUACUGAUAUAUCACUAAUAAGAUAUUUCAUUACAGAGGUUCUCGAUGCAAUAGCGCCGCCUUAUACACAAGAAUUUGUACAAUUAGUUCUUCCUAUGGUCGAAAAUGAGGAAAUCACUGGAACUAUGCGAGCAGAAGGCGAAAAUGACCCCGUGUCAGAGUUUAUAGUUCACUGUAAGGCGCAUUAUGUAGUAACAUAAUUGAAUUGCUGCCGAAAAUAAUACUAUUUAAAUAAAUUA